Messenger RNA from Somion occarium, 1474 nucleotides. The record is from the annotation of a GenBank genome assembly. NCBI's taxonomy places the organism in Eukaryota, Fungi, Basidiomycota, Agaricomycetes, Polyporales, Cerrenaceae.
GUGGAGACAAUUCAAUUCUCUCUCGUCACCUACACCACCGUCCAUGCCUGUCUCUCUCCAAAUCGUCCCCAUUGUCGUUACAAGCUUACUCCUCCUGCCUGCGUCUGCUGGGUUAGCUUUAUUCCGGCACACUCCGAUCUCACAUGAUAUCCCGACGACUCGGUUCCGGAAACUAAUAGUCCUGACUAAACACUGCUCACGAAAGCAACGCUUAUUUCACCCAUGUCAUGACGCAUGCUCAGUUCACGUACCUGCUGGGCUAGACCAUACGCACAGUAACGCACAGUAACGCACAGUUAUUGCAUGUCCAACAACUGGAGAUGUACAGAAUUAGCAUUCCCACCACAUGCACCCCGGACGUUCUCAUGCCUUCUAGUAGACUCACGUCCACCAUUAUCCGCCUUUGACGGAUCUCUUUGACUCACCAUGUCCGUCCUGCCAGUAGUAGCCAUCAUUGCUCCUGGUGCAAUGGGAUCGGCUGUAGCCAAACGCCUAACUACUGCAGGUCUCACUGUCCUCACAAAUCUAGACGGUCGUUCCCCCGCCUCACGCGCACGCGCACACGAUGCUGGAAUGCAGGAUGUUCCUCUAUCCGACAUCCCUCUCAAAGCAAACUGGGUUCUCAGUAUCCUUCCUCCAAGCGAUGCUCUUUCCUUCGCCCAGAAGUUUCGAGAUGCAUACUACUCUCACCUCGGGAAUACUGCGCGUCCGACAUCGACGUCACACCAGGUCGCCUUCGCUGAUUGCAACGCCGUAAAUCCUCAAACCGUCAAACGGAUCUCACACACGUUUGUCAAUACACCCAUCAAAUUCAUCGACGCCGGCAUUAUCGGAGGUCCUCCCAAUGAUGAUUACGAUCCUGUUAUCUAUGCCUCUGCCGACGCCCAAGAUACCGCAGUACUUGACGCUUUUGAACGAUUGUCCAAGUAUGGGUUGAAGGUCUCCCCACUCAGAGGUGAAGGUGCUGGCAUUGGAGACGCUAGCGCGUUGAAGAUGUCAUACGCCGGAAUCUCCAAAGGAAUCACCGGACUCUGCACUACGAUGAUCUUAGCCGCCAAUGCAUCCUCACCCGCGACCGCACAGGCUCUCCUUCACGAGCUCUCCGCGUCCCAACCUAGCAUCCUCCAUCGAAUAACAACCUCCGUUCCGAGUAUGCUCCCCAAAGCUUAUCGCUGGGUCGGAGAGAUGGAGGAGAUAUCCGAGUUCGUAGGUGAUGGACCAGGCAAGAUACAUGAGGGUUUAGCGAGGUUAUAUGAGAGGAUAGAGAAGAGCAUUAAGGCUGGUGAAGGUGAAGGAGGGGAGGACGUAAAGGUCCUAAAGAAGUUUGCAGAGGAUGCGAAGAAGGUUAUCGAUGGAAAGACAAAGUGAUACCCUUGAUUUUGAUUUCAAAGUGGUAGAAUGUACUAGUGCAGAUGUAGCAGAAUACCUAUCUUUUCCAGGAUUCGCGUUUUCUUACGCUGUCGAGGUUGGAUAA